This is a messenger RNA of Besnoitia besnoiti, 3051 nucleotides long. RefSeq lists its product as uncharacterized. Lineage: Eukaryota; Apicomplexa; Conoidasida; Eucoccidiorida; Sarcocystidae. The record is from RefSeq and is a predicted model, not a curated record. The coding region runs from base 1 to 3051 and encodes 1016 amino acids. The transcript has 5 exons.
AUGCGGCAGGCGUGGUUACCACGCGCGCUGCAGCCCCGGACGAGUCGCGAGAAGCUUGCGUCAUCCUCGGGGGUAUCGGCGACCGCGUGCAAGCGACUGUCCUCCACAUCGAUUUUGGACCCCGGCGCUUGCUCUCCAGAGAGGACGGCUUUAUCCGUACAACAGGGAAGUGCGUCUGGGUCGUCUGUUGAAGGCCCUUUUCUCCCGCAAAGCAAUGCGCCGCAGUGCCCGCCAGCAGCUCCCGUUGUUGUGGUGCCUUGCCCAAGUCAGGCCGUUUCAGAGCGGCGGACGACGCGCCCUCACAUGACACGGAGGGAUGAUCCUGCAACUUCAGACUCUCCCCAGGGAAACAGACACAGCGACGACGGGGGCAGGCGAGGCCGCGAGAAGAACUGUGCGCAGCCAUGUGAGCAUGCGUCGCGAACCGACCCUCCAACGGGUCCCCUGUCGUCUAGUUCACCUCGUCCUUCCUCGUCGACUGCGCGUGGAACUAGCGGGAUGAAUCCCCGAGACUGUGCUCGUUCGGCGGACCAGACGACGUUAACUUCCUCGUCCGCAGGUUUGCCGCGACGGCAUCCAGAGCUGCCGGCGGAGCUCUCGGCUUCGCUGUCGCGUCCAGCCAGCGUCAGCCCAGAUGCUCCUCCUCUCGUGUGCGCUAGGGACUCUGCAGCCGCUGCGCCGCCAGCCCGCGGCGAGUCACUGGCGACUGAGGAGGAACCGCGAGCUGCGGAGUUUAGGGUUGCACCGUCGCCCCUUCAGUUCUUUUUGGAAGAAUGCGUCGCUGCCUCGCCUGACGCCUGGUCUUCAACAUGUAUCUCAGGGGAACACAGCAGGGCCGCCCGUGUUCACGCGGCCCUGCCAGUCAAGCCGUUGCCGCGAGAUGGAACUCCAGAUCUGCCGCACGCAUGCCAGAAAAACAGGUGUGACCAUGUCUUCCCCCCUCGCCAGUUGGACAUGCCGGUUCCUCCGCCGCAGUGGCGAGACGAGGAGAAAGCUGAGCAGAGGUGCCCCCUGCGUCAGUCAUUCCACCUUACCUAUCACGUGUAUGGCGAUAUGGACGAGUAUGCACUGGACAGAAGUAUCGCCGUUGAGCUGCUGCGGCAGCAGCGCGUACGCGAGGCGUUUCUGUCGCUUCUUCCUCUCGUUCGGACGUACGGCGUAGACCGCGUCCUCGCGGACGAAGACCUCAGCCUGAUUGCGUAUAAGUACUUUGAGAUGCAGAGAAUGUUUCUGUCGCUGUGGGAGGACUCCCCGCCUCACGAGAGGAAGUCGUCCCUGCUCAAGAUGAUCACGCGGUCGCUGUCACAUCACCGCAACUACCACUGCCACAGGCACCGCAGCGGCUCGGAGACGGGGGAAAAGGCGUCGCCGCCGGCGUCUUCCGCCAUGCCGCGUGCCUCGGCGGCGCGCAGAGGAACGGCUUGCUCGUCGGGCUCCGCUGAGUCGUUCUGUUGCGGCGCGGCUAGAGCGCAGGAGGCAGCAGUGGCUGGGGGGAGGGCGGGAGACAGGGGGGACCGCGAAGGUCGGAAGUUCAGCUACCAGGGCCGGCGCGCCGGCAUACGCGCCACGGCGGACAGCGCGAGCAGCAGCGGCGGCAGCGAGGAGGGCGCGGGAGCGGAGACAACAGACGGGGCGGACGUGUUUACGGUAGAGAAACGAGGGCGGCGGACGGUUCCACGCCCGCAGACUCGAGACGAAAGGAGCAACGGCAGUCAGGCGGAGGCGGGCAGGGGACGUGUAGCCCGAGAGAGAGAAAACGGGCAAGGUGCAACACUGAGGGAAGUGGACGGCCGCGAACGCGAAGGCGGCAGGAGCUCGGCACAUGAGCUCGCUGAGGAGGAGUCCCAUCCACCUCGCUGCGGUGAAGGGAAUGGGGCGGAUGUCAUGGCGAACGACGAUGGCAGUGCCGAUGACGCGGCCGUCCGGAGACGCAGCACGGUUGACAGCGGAAACAGCCAGCUGGCUGGCGGCGUCGCAUACUGGAGCGCUAGCGGGGAUGAAGAUGCAUGGGGCACGGAAGAACAACGCAUCGAAUAUGAGCUGCAGAAGCGAAUGGAUACGCUGUUCAGACGCAGCACAAUGGGGUCCACAGUCGCUCUCGAAGCCACGCCGUGGAUCCUUGCAGUGGACGACAGCCCAUCCUUGAACAUCUGGAGUCGCAAGUAUCGCAACAGUACGCUUCUGUCGUUUCGGAUCGAGGGAGUCGUGGAGAGCUCUCUCGUCUCCGUCGUCUCCGUCCUGAAUGAGCAAGACAUGUAUAAGGACUGGGUCCCGUACUACACCUUCCCCAUCAGAUUCGGCCUGAAGGAGUGCACUCGCGUCAGCCAGUUCGGAAGGGUCGAUCAACUUGACGUAUUCAAAAUUGCCUUCCCAUGGCCAGUCAACGACAGGGACGCCUGCUUGAGCAUUUGGGCGGCAGACGACCUGGAAACCACGGGAAGCUACUUUGUCCGCAUUACGACUUGUGAUGAAGGAGACAACGUUCGCGGAGUUAUUGCGCCGCCCCCAGAGCGUGGCACGGAGCGUCUGUAUUGUGAAGGCGCGUUGAUGCUCCACCCCCAGUCGCCGGCCUCCGUUCAGGUCCAGCUUUUGUGGACGAUCGACCCUCGUGUGAGCCUCCCGGAGUCCCUGCUUACCUUUCUGACCAGAGUCUUUGCGCGAUCGGCAUUUCACGCGUUCCGCCGCGUCUGUGCAGCUGCCGCUACGGAUGGCCAUGUGCAGCGACGCGAAACUCGGCCUUACCUCUAUAGCUUCCUUCAAAAUCGGCUUGAUAAUCUGGCAGCGUCGUCUGUUUUGUACACCGGGCGGCAUUCGAGCGACGACGACGCGUCCAUUGUCAGCGAAGAGAAAAGGGGCUGCUUCGCCUCCGCCCGUGCGCCAGGGCAGUCCUCCAGCAGUCUCAGCUCGCGAGCUCGCACCAGGGUGACAGAAUCAGCUUCUGCGCCACGCCGAGAGACAGAUGCUUGCACAUCACGCUUCCCCGCCUUCCUGAAGCCACGUCCGUCGGCUCACCGAACUCGCCGAAAUGACGCUAAACAAGCAAGGCGUUGA